AUGUUUUGGUCUGCAGAAAUAGGUUGCGAAACUGGAACCUAUGGCAAGAACUGCAAUCUAAAGUGUGGGAACUGUAGUCAAGAUGCUUAUUGUGAUCCGAUAGACGGCAGGUGUGAAACAGGUUGUUCCGACGGCUUUCAAGGAGACAAGUGCGAUGAAGCGUGUCCAGCAGGAACCUACGGACAAAACUGCUCGUCACAGUGCGGCCAUUGCAGUAACCGUACGUCUUGUGAUCACGUGACAGGACAGUGCAGGCAGGGUUGCCUUGAUGGAUAUCACGGAGACCUGUGUCAGGAUGUUCAAACAGACCAGCAGAGCCAUCUGCCGUAUAUUAUCGUCAGUGCAGUUGUGGUUGUUCUCGCUGGCGUGGUGGUCGUAUGUCUAUUUUGGAAUCGAGCGACAGUCCUCAGUCGAAGCAAGUCGUCAUCAUCAGAAGCACUUCCGAUGGUUGAAACGAAGGCUGAGAUGUAGCAAGUGCAUCAGUCCCGUCAUGCAGCAGGCUGCCGCCAUAAUAUUAUGCUUCAGAAAAACUCUUAAACUCUCAAAAUGGAGUUCAACAACACGACUCAAUCCUGACUGAGAUGGAGCAUUGUACAGAGCUCAUGGAAUAUAGUUGUCUGUCAUGAAAGACGAUUACAAGCUGUGAAAUAUGUAUUCAAUGAGCGAUUGGCUUCUACAUCUACUACUACUGAAUGUCUCCAACUUUCUUUCAAGAUCAUAAUUAAAUUUACCUGGUGAUUACUUUAAUGUGUCCUGUGAUAGUAUGUGUAUAUCUUUAUACACACAUAUACAAUCGCUAGGACACCUGGUAUCACUCGUUUCGAUAUUUUUUUCCUCUGGACUCUUUCAAUUGUAACUUUACUGUCAGCUUUUGAUGUAAAUUUUAUUUGAGUCAAGCUUGUUCCAUCGAACAUUUUACAUGCAUUUCGUGAGUUUGGGAAAUUAUUAAAAGUAAAGUGUUCAUGUUUGCACUUACUAUGCUCUUGAUGUCUUCUCGCUAACUUGCUGAUGCUGAAAUCUUAUUUACUAUAACGGAAGCACAACAUUGUCAGUGAAUGGAGAUC
Messenger RNA from Pomacea canaliculata, 1064 nucleotides. Its product is annotated as multiple epidermal growth factor-like domains protein 10. The record is from RefSeq and is a predicted model, not a curated record. The transcript is spliced from 6 exons. NCBI's taxonomy places the organism in Eukaryota, Metazoa, Mollusca, Gastropoda, Architaenioglossa, Ampullariidae. Gene Ontology annotation, molecular function: scavenger receptor activity. The coding region runs from base 1 to 471 and encodes 156 amino acids.